Messenger RNA from Triticum turgidum subsp. durum (durum wheat), 1098 nucleotides. The record is from the annotation of a GenBank genome assembly. NCBI's taxonomy places the organism in Eukaryota, Viridiplantae, Streptophyta, Magnoliopsida, Poales, Poaceae.
AUGGCUCUCUCUCACGAGGAGGUGGAGCAGGAGGAGGAGGAGGAGGAGGAAGACGAUGAUCUUGAGGACGGCCCCCUAAGCCCCGAGGAUGUGCUGCGAUUUGUCGAGAGUGUUGGUUCCGUGGAACUUGCCAAGAGGAAAUUGUUGAUGAAAGACACUAUGGGGGUUCCGCCCGAACCCUAUGACUGGCCCAACAUCUGCCCGCUCCCCGGGUCGUCCAGAGAUCGGAGGUCUGCGUGUGAUCUUUACUGGCACCAGGCCUACCAGAUGAAUCAAGUCUCCGAGACUUGCCUGCCUCCUAUGCGGUAUACUCGCUGUUGCAAUGAAGCUUCAACUGGGCAGCAAAGGUGUUUUCACAAGCCGCGCCCUAUACUCCAACUCUUUUCUACCACGGUGCAUACCUUUCUGGAAGAUUGCACCAGACCAGUCGAGGUAUACGGUUAUAUUGCGGUCCGAGAUGACGAGGAUUAUCGCCGCAAUUAUCUUUUCAACCGAUCCCGAGAUGACCCGCUCACUAUCAACUCGGCCGGCGACUAUCUGCGCUUGUUGAGCCCCAAAAGAGGCAUCUCGAUGAAAUUCGAUUGCCUAGUUGAAGUGGAUAUUAGAACAAAGGCAUUGUCGGGUGAUAGUACAGAUGAUAAAAAUCUUGUUGAUGGAUGCUUCGACCUAAUCGAGGGCCGGUCUAGUUUCGACGUCCUUUCUAGAAUCAAAAUGGAAGGUGAACAUGGUGCUCUUGUUUUUAAUCUUAUCAUAUUUCGAGACAGUGUCGAGGCGACCAUACAUAUGAACUUUUUGGAAGUGCCUGGAGAUGGGUUUGAUAUAAAGAUGUGUGGGUAUACUGCCAUCUGGAAGAACUUGUAUGCCUUCAUAGACGAUAAAGAAUGCGACUGCAAUAGCUUCGUGUCUUCAACUGGGAGUUUUUCACAAUAUUUUGUAGCAGCUGUGCAGAUGGAUGACACAUUGUUUAUUGAUUUUAUGGAGGGGAGUAUGCCAAUUUCAUUUAAAGCGGAUAUUCAUGGCAGCGAAGAAAAAGAAUAUUAUUUCUGUAAUAGUGCUGUGGUGUCUGUGAAAGUGUCUUGGUCGACAGUCCUCUACUAA